CCAGGGCGGGGUCUGCGUGUGAGCGUGCUGGUCCUUUGUGUUGGUCCUGCGGUGGUCGCCAGGCUGAGAAAAAACGCUUACGUUGAAGAUGAAAGGCGCUCCCUAGUGCAACAGACUAAGGAAAAGGACUAUUUUCUACAUAUAGUUAUUAUUUUUUAAUAAUUACAUAAGAAGAUGAACCCAACAAAUCCUUUCAGUGGGCAGCAGCCUAGUGCUUUCCAAUCAUCUUCUAGUACUUCUAUAGGAACAUUUCAGUCUAAGCCACCAUUUCGAUUUGGUCAACCAUCUCUUUUUGGUCAAAACAAUAUGUUAUCUGGGAAGAGCCCAGGAUUUCCACAGGUACCCAGCUUUCCAGCAUCGUCUGGAGUGAGUCAUUCUUCUCCAUUGCAGUCAUCGGCAUUCACCCAAACCUCAAGCGUUGGACUUUUUUCUGGACUUGAACACAAUCCCACCUUUGUAACUACCUCUGGGCCUUCAAGUUCAUCAGUGCCUGGAAACCCAGGAUUUAGUUUUAAAUCACCUACCAAUAUAGGAGUUUUCCCAAGUACUUCCACUUUUGGACCAGAAGCUGGAGAAAUAGCAAGCUCUGGUUUUGGGAAAGCAGAAUUCAGCUUUAAACCUCUGGAAAAUGCAGUGUUCAGACCAAUAUUGGGGGCUGAAUCUGAGCCAGAGAAAACCCAGAGCCAAAUUACUUCCGGGUUUUUCACAUUUUCCCACCCAAUUAGUAGUGGACCAGGAGGCCUGGCCCCCUUUUCUUUUCCUCAGGUGACAAGCAGUUCAACUUCUAAUUCAAAUUUUACUUUUUCAAAACCAGUUAAUAGUAAUAAUUCAUCAUCUGCCUUUACUCCUGCUUUGUCCAACCAAAAUGUAGAGGAAGAGAAGAGAGGACCUAAGUCCUUAUUUGGAAGUUCUAAUAGCCUCAGUAACUUCCCAGUAUCAUCUGGGGCUUUGGGUGAACCCUUCCCAGUUAGCAAAACAGAUGUCAGACAAGGGUGUGAAGAAGGUGUUUCCCAGAUGGAGCCAUUACCCAGCCUCAUGAAAGGACUGAAAAGGAAAGAGGACCAGGAUCGUUCCCCAAGGAGACAUGGCCAUGAGACAGCAGAAGAUUUGGACCCUCUGUCCAGGGGUGAUCAUCCCCCAGAUAAACGACCUGUCCGUCUGAAUCGACCCCGCGGAGGAACUUUGUUUGAUCGGACGAUACAAGAUGUUUUCAAAAGCAAUAAAGAAGUAGCUCGCCUGAGCAACAAGGAGUCGAAAAAGGACAUUGGCUUUGUCGAAUCUGGGGAAAGUGACCACAUAGCCAUUCCAGGAGGGAGUCAGUCUGUCCUGGCACCUUCCCGGAUUCCAGGUGUGAAUAAAGAGGAAGAAGCUGCAAGUAGAGACAAAAAAGAAGAUUCUCUAAGAGGUCCUCCUGUGCGUCAGAGUAAAAGAAGUGAGAGCACAGACAGUCUUGGGGGCUUGUCUCCUGCUGAAGUUACAGCGAUCCAGUGUAAGAACAUCCCUGACUAUCUCAAUGACAGGACCAUUCUGGAGAACCACUUCAGCAAAAUUGCCAAAGUGCAGCGCAUCUUUACCAGGCGUAGCAAAAAACUUGCAGUGGUGCAUUUUUUUGAUCAUGCAUCCGCAGCCCUGGCUAGGAAGAAGGGGAAAGGUUUGCAUAAAGACAUGGCUAUCUUUUGGCACAAGAAGAAAAUAAGUCCCAACAAGAAGCCAUUUUGCCAGAAGGAGAAGAAACCAGGUGAUGAGGAAGGUGGCCAAGGCAUGGAAGGUGCACCCUUUCAACACUCCCCUCUUGGCAAGCCCACAGGAAGGGCUGUGGCCGGCGGCCUCCUGAGCAAAAGCUCUCCAGUGAAGAAGCCAAGUCUCCUGAAGGCCCACCAGUUUGAGGGAGACCUGUUUGACUCAGGCUCCGAGUGCUCUGAGGGCCUGGGGCCCUGUGUGUCGUCCCUUAGUGCCCUGAUUGGCACCGUGGCUGAGACUUCUGAGGAGAAGUACCGCCUGCUGGACCAGAGAGACAGAGUCAUGCGCCAAGCUCGGGUGAAAAGAACUGAUCUGGACAAAGCGAGGACUUUUGUUGGGACGUGUCCGGACAUGUGUCCCGAGAAGGAACGGUACAUGCGGGAGACCCGGAGCCAACUGAGUGUGUUUGAAGUGGUCCCGGGGACUGACCAGGUGGACCAUGCGGCAGCUGUGAAGGAGUACAGCCGGUCCUCAGCAGAUCAGGAGGAGCCCCUGCCACAUGAGCUGCGGCCCUCAGCGGUACUGAGCAGGACCAUGGACUACCUGGUGACCCAGAUCAUGGACCAGAAGGAAGGCAGCUUGAGGGACUGGUACGACUUCGUGUGGAACCGCACUCGGGGCAUCCGGAAGGACAUCACACAGCAGCAUCUCUGUGACCCCUUGACUGUAUCCUUGAUUGAGAAGUGCACCCGGUUCCACAUCCACUGUGCCCACUUCAUGUGUGAGGAGCCCAUGUCCUCCUUCGAUGCCAAGAUCAACAAUGAGAACAUGACCAAAUGCCUGCAGAGCCUGAAGGAGAUGUACCAGGACCUGCGUGGCAGGGGUGUGGCCUGCGCCCGUGAGGCCGAGUUCCAGGGUUACAACGUUCUGCUCAAUCUCAAUAAGGGGGACAUCCUCAGAGAAGUACAACAGUUCCAUCCUACUGUAAGAAACUCCUCUGAGGUGAAAUUUGCUGUUCAAGCUUUUGCUGCAUUGAACAGUAAUAAUUUUGUGAGAUUUUUCAAACUGGUCCAAUCAGCUUCUUACCUGAAUGCUUGUCUUUUACAUUGUUACUUUAAUCAGAUCCGCAAGGAUGCUCUCCGGGCACUUAAUGUUGCGUACACUGUGAGCACUCAGCGAUCUACUGUCUUCCCGCUGGAUGGGGUGGUCCGCAUGCUUCUGUUCCAAGACUGUGAGGAGGCGACAGACUUCCUCAGCUGCCACGGCCUCACUGUCUCUGAUGGCUGUGUUGAGCUGAACCGCUCUGCAUUCCUGGAGCCAGAGGGCCUGUCCAAAGCCAGGAAGUCGGUGCUCAUUACCAAGAAGCUAGUGGUAUCAAUUGGGGAGAUUGUGAACGGGGGGCCUUUGCCCCCCAUCCCUCAUCAUACCCCCGUGUGCAGCUUCAACUCCCAGAACAAGUAUGUUGGGGAGAGCCUUGCCACGGAGCUGCCUGUUGGCUCUCAGAGACCCUGCCCAGAUGUAGCAGGUGGCGAGAGAGAAGAUGAUGGUGCUGAGCUGGGUGCACCCCUGCCCGGGCCUCUUUCCCAGCCCCUCCCUGUCCCUGUGCCCUCAACAGCACCUCUACCUCCAGCCCUGGCCCCGGCCCCGCCUGUGGCAUCUAGCCUCUUCCAGCCCAGCACACAGCCUGAGCUGCUGCACGUGGAGCCUGUGCCCGUGUACUCUGAUGCGGACCUGGCACAGGUGGUGGAUGAGCUCAUCCAGGAGGCCCUACAGGGGGACUGCGAGGAGGUCGGCUCUGCAGGAGCUGCCUAUGCAGCCGCGGCUCUCGGAGUUUCAGAUGCUGCUGUGGAGGAUCUGUUAGCAGCUGCAACCAUGGGCAUCUUGAGGCAUGUUGCAGCUGAAGAGGUGACUAAGGAAAGGGAGCGGCGAGAGGAAGAGCGACGGCAUGCUGAAGAGGAAAGGUUGAAACAAGAGAGAGAACUGGUGUUAGCACAACUGAGCCAGGGUCUGGCUGCAGAACUGGUGGAGCUCACAGUGACAGAGUGUGUAAGGGACGUCUGUGCCCAGGAGUUGAAGAAGGCACUGGAGACAGACCAGAGAGUCCGCAUGGCCCGCUGCUGUGAGGACGUCUGUGCCCACCUGGUGGACUUGUUUCUCUUGGAAGAAAUUUUCCAGACUACAAAGGAGACCUUCCAGGAGCUCCAGUGCUUCUGCAAGUAUCUACAGCGGUGGAGGGAAGCUGUCACAGCCCGGAAGAAACUGAGGCGCCAGAUGAGGGCUUUUCCUGCUGCGCCCUGCUGUGUGGACAUGAAUGACCGCCUGAGGGCAUUGGCACCCAGUGCAGAAUGCCCCAUUGCCAAAGAGAACCUGGCCAGAGGCCUCCUGGACCUGGGCCAUGCUGGGAAAGUGGGUGUCUCCUGCACCAGGUCAGCAUUCAGCUAUCUCUGCUUCCUCGGGGCUUCCUGUCCCACUGGGAGUAUUCUUCUACCAGUAUUAUUUUCUUUUAUCUACAGAAUUCUAGCAAAUUGGCUAAAGGUCAAGUUCAUGGGGGAUGAUGGUGUAGCAGAUGACACAUGCAGUGAUGCUGGUGGGAUUCAGACACUCGCACUUUUCAACACACUCAGUGGCAAAGGGGACCAGACCAUUUCUGUUAACGUGUGCAUUAAGGUGGCCCAUGGUGCCCUCAGUGACGGUGCCCUUGAUACAGUGGAGAUGCAGAAGGACCUGCUAGGAGCCAGUGGACUGGUGCUGCUACUGCCCCCCAAAGUGAAGAGUGAGGACGUGGCGGAGGAGGACGUAUACUGGCUGUCAGCCUUGCUGCAGCUCAAACAGCUCUUGCAGGCCAAGCCCUUUCAGCCUGCCCUGCCGCUGGCAGUUCUCGUGCCCAGCUCGGGAGGCAACACCGCUGAGAAGGAAGUGGAGGAUGGUCUGAUGCUGCAGGAUUUGGUUUCAGCUAAACUGAUUUCAGAUUACACUGUUAUUGAGAUCCCUGAUUGUAUUAAUGAUCUACAAGGCACAACUAAGGUUUCGCAGGCCGUUCAGUGGCUGGUCUCUCGCUGUCCCCGUGCCCUGGAUCUUUGCUGCCAGACACUAAUUCAGUAUGUCGAAGAUGGGCUUGGCCGGGAAUUCAGUGGCCGUUUUUUCCACGACAGAAGAGAGCGGCGUCUAGGUGGCCUGGCUGCACAGGAGCCAGGCGCUGUCAUCGAGCUGUUCAACAGUGUGCUGCGGUUCCUAGCCUCUGUGGUGUCCUCUGAGCAGCUGUGCGACCUUUCCUGGCCUGUCCCUGAGUUUGCCGAGGCCGGGGGCAGCCGGCUGCUUCCUCACCUGCACUGGAACGCCCCUGAGCACCUCGCUUGGUUGAAGCAGGCCAUACUGGGGUUCCAGCUCCCACAGAUGGACCUUCCACCCCCAGGGGCCCCCUGGUUGCCGGUAUGCUCCAUGGUUGUGCAGUAUGCUGCCCAGAUCCCCAGCUCACGCCAGACACGGCCUGUGCUACAAUCCCAGGUAGAGAGUCUGCUUCGCAGGACCUACCGCAGAUGGAAGGGCAGGAAUCCCAGCUUGGGUGCAGGGCCUGCAGUUUCUGAGGUCCCAUGGGACGAUGUCAUCGCCUUGUGUGUCAACCAUAGGUUGCGAGACUGGACACCUCCCCGGUUGCCCAUCACAUCAGAGGCACUGAGUGAAGAUGGUCAGAUAUGUGUAUAUUUUUUUAAAAAUGAUUUGAAGAAAUACGAUGUUCCUUUGUCAUGGGAACAAGCCAGAUUGCAGACACAGAAGGAGCUACAGCUGAGUCAGGGGCGUUUGGGGGUAAAGCCGUUUCAUCCUGCAAACAGUCCUCCUGCCCCGUUGCCUCACUCACACCGUAAAGGGACAAGGAACACAGAGCAUGGCCAUGGGCGGAGGGUGCCCAGCACAGAGGAGCUAUUACGAGGUGCCUCCGCUGAGGAGCUUCUGGCACAGUGUCUGUCCAACGGGCUGCUCCUGGAGAAGGAGGAGAACAGGAGGUUUGAGGCUCGACUUCAGCAGUGGUUGUCUGAGGGCUCGGGUGCACUCCCGGAGGCAGCGCCCCUGCCCCUUUACCUCCCUCAGACUCUAGUGUCUCUUCCUCAGACUUUGGAGCCUGUGAUGCAGACACCUGUGGUUGCUGGCCGGCAGAGUGAAAGGACAGGAGGACAGCUGCAGCUGGCAGCGGCGACAGGCACAUCUCUGACUGAACGGCUAAAGCACCUAGAAAGGCUGAUCCAGAGCUCGAGGGAUGAGGAAGUGGCUUCUGCACUCCACCUCUCUGCACUGCUGGACAUGGUGGACAUCUGAGUGGCCUGGCCUGAGGGGAGGGAUCUGUCCAGAAGAGUUUCUGCUUUUAUUCAAAAUAAUGUUAUUCUCAGAUGCUUGAUGCACUGUUGGAAAUGUGAUUAUUAAUCAUGCAAAUAAACCAUUCGAAUGUC
This is a messenger RNA of Otolemur garnettii (small-eared galago), 6122 nucleotides long. RefSeq names its product minichromosome maintenance complex component 3 associated protein (gene MCM3AP). NCBI's taxonomy places the organism in Eukaryota, Metazoa, Chordata, Mammalia, Primates, Galagidae. Gene Ontology annotation, molecular function: nucleic acid binding. The coding region runs from base 175 to 5991 and encodes 1938 amino acids. The transcript is spliced from 27 exons. Gene Ontology annotation, cellular component: nucleus; cytoplasm; transcription export complex 2. Gene Ontology annotation, biological process: mRNA export from nucleus. The record is from RefSeq and is a predicted model, not a curated record.